GCACCUCUAAUUUGGUCCUUUCUAUGCCGAAAGAAAUCGAUUAUAUUAAAAAAUAUUGUUUGUGCAACGCUUAGCAACUAGGCAGCGCAUGUCGCUUGAUGGGUUCCAGCGCGGGAGCUCGCUAACAAAUUUGUUCUAUUAUGAGAUGCGUUUUCUGUAGGUUAUUUAUUCUGUGGCUCUACCUCUUCGAUACUAUCGAUAGUCUGAAAACGUUGAUAGCUUUUUUAAAGGAAGAACAAACCAUCGAUAUAUCGAUAGUAUCAUCGAUAUUUUCCACCUCUACCACGCAAAGUAAAAUUCAAUCUGUUUUUGUGUUUGCUAUUUAAAUCACCGAAUAUUAUUCAAUUAUGGACAAAAUACUUGUGAAAAAGUUUAAAGAAUGCGGGCUGUUAGAGUACGUGGACAUUUUCGAAGAUGAGGAAAUUUUUACCGAGAUUGACUUCAAAUUACUUUCAAAUGAAAAAAUUGAACAAUUGUUUCCCUUGGUAAGUCAACGGAACAAAUUCCGGGCCAGUUUUCGUGAAUUCCUACAUGAAAUUUUAACGAAGGACAUUAAUCAAGGACGAGCAGAGAAUGAUGUAAGUGAUUUUUAUUCUUCAUCCAGCGAUUCAGAAAACUCGAAGAAAGCUUUGAUAACAGGCACUGAAAGGGCUGGUGCGGUUAUCAGAAACGAGUCGAUUGAUUUCAAUGAAUCCGAUGCAGAAGCGGAACCACCAAAGAAAGCUCGAACUGAGAGUGGAAAAAAAUACCUGCUGGACCUUCUUAAACAAACUUGUGACGGAAAAAUUAUUAUAAGUCGGUAUAAAAAGAACAAAAUAUUGAACGACAAAACUAGGAAUUCUUUUUCAAACAUCAUUGUUCACAACGAAUUCGCCGCAAACCCCAAUACAGUCAUUUGUACUGCAAGGUUCAUACAGCUGUCGCAGUCAAUUAGUGAAUUAUUCCCGAAUGAAGACAAGGAAACUUAUUAUAUUCCUGCUCAAAGAGUAGGACUAGCACGAGAUACAAUAUUAGCUAAAGGAAAGUUGUGGAACCAGUUUACGACGUUCAGUCGUGACCUCCGUGAGUGUUCCCUCCGCAAAAUAAGGCCGACAGAGAUUGAAGGAGCUACAAUUGGAAGAAUUCAUCCGCGACUACCAGAAACACAUUCAGGUUCGGAAAAUAUUGCUUCACUUAUUGAGUUUUUACGAACUCACCUGGAACCCUGGGCAGUUGUUACGGAGAAUUGGAGAAUAACCUGUUCAACGAGAUUAAAUCAACUUUGCAAUGACACUAAGUACGAACAAAUCGCCGACUAUAUAUUAGAAUACCCUGUACUCAAACAGCCACUUGGUUAUAAAUUGUUUGAAUCUGAUUUUGACACAUUAUAUCCUGAUGCUGCUAAGCGAAUGAUGACACACUGGACUGCUUUCAAGGAGAAAGUUCAGUUUGAAGUAAGGGACAAUGAACACAAAACCAUAGAAUCAGAUGCAGAAGUACUCAAUGCAUUUGCUGGUCUACUCCCGUCCGUGCCACUUAAAGUUCCAAAAGGUAAAGCAUGGAAAGCAAGCAAACAGGAUAUGAAAGAGGGAUUUUUGCUUCACAUUAAAAGAAUCCAAGACUUUGAGAAGACAUUAAAAUUUGUUGAAGAAAAAUACUUUUCUAAAGGGAUUACAGUGCAAGGAUUCCCUAUGGUCGUUGGGGCAGACUUGAAAACCAUAGAAAGCAGCUAUUUUGUGCUCGAUAGAACACCGUUUUUGUUGGAAAGUCCAACCCGGGCUGUGGAAGUAGCUUUUAAGGCCUUUCAUGCCUUGUAUAGCCCUUACUCGACUGUAAGCUGCAGAUCUUGGCUAAUUUUACAAGAAUCCCUCUUCGGCAUCGUUGGGUAUUCAGACAAGUAUGCAGCAUUGAUGAAACAACCGGAAGUUAUAAGACUUAUGAGAACACUUCGUGUUUAAUUUACUACAAUUAAUUUACUACGUAUGAAGUUGAUCUCAGAUUUUUAAGUUUUUUAUUUUUCAUCGGUAAAAUAAUUGUAAUGCGAAAUGUAAUGUACAAAAUUGAUAUCGGUUUUCUAAUUUUCAUCGGUAACAA
Molecule: messenger RNA, 2073 nt
Organism: Rhagoletis pomonella (apple maggot)
Lineage: Eukaryota; Metazoa; Arthropoda; Insecta; Diptera; Tephritidae
Exons: 10
Coding region: 348-1937 (529 amino acids)
Source: RefSeq, a predicted model, not a curated record